This is a messenger RNA of Merops nubicus (carmine bee-eater), 1632 nucleotides long. It is a transcript of the gene TRAF6, whose product is annotated as TNF receptor-associated factor 6, E3 ubiquitin protein ligase. The transcript is spliced from 6 exons. Gene Ontology annotation, cellular component: plasma membrane signaling receptor complex. Gene Ontology annotation, biological process: protein K63-linked ubiquitination; positive regulation of JNK cascade; regulation of apoptotic process. Gene Ontology annotation, molecular function: zinc ion binding; ubiquitin protein ligase activity; tumor necrosis factor receptor binding. The record is from RefSeq and is a predicted model, not a curated record. Bases 1 to 1632 code for a protein of 543 amino acids. Lineage: Eukaryota; Metazoa; Chordata; Aves; Coraciiformes; Meropidae.
AUGAGCUUACUCUACAGCGACAGCGGUUGCGGGGCGCGGGACGCGGAGGGCGGCUGCUGUGCAGCCAUGGCCAGUGCCUGCAGCACGGGGGCCAAGGAGGACAGCGUCAGCACUGGGGCUCCAAACCCUCCAGGCUCUUUCACAGAGGAAACCCAAGGCUACGACGUGGAGUUUGAUCCCCCCUUGGAAAGCAAAUACGAGUGUCCCAUCUGCCUGAUGGCUCUCCGGGAGGCGGUGCAGACGCCCUGUGGACACCGGUUCUGCAAAGGCUGCAUUGUCAAGUCAAUCAGAGAUGCAGGCCACAAAUGUCCAGUAGACAACGAAAUCCUGCUGGAAAAUCAACUUUUUCCUGACAACUUUGCUAAAAGGGAAAUCCUUUCAUUAACAGUGAAGUGUCCCAACAAGGGCUGCAGCAUGAAGAUGGAGCUGAGGCACUUAGAGGAGCACCAGUCUCAGUGUGAUUUCUCCACUGUGGAAUGCCCCCAGUGCCAAGGAGCCUUCCAGAAGAACCAUCUGAAAGAGCACAUGACACAGGAGUGUCCAAGGCGUCAAGUCUGCUGUCCAAACUGUGCCACGUCCAUGGCCUAUGAAGAUAAAGAGCUUCAUGACCAAACCUGCCCCCUGGCCAAUGUCUUUUGUGAAUAUUGCAACACAGUGCUCAUCAGAGAGCAGAUGCCUAACCAUUAUGACAAUGAUUGUCCUACUGCCCCAGUGCCAUGUUUUUACAGUGCCUUUGGGUGUCCUGAAAAGAUGCAGAGGAACGAACUGGCGCGACACAUGCAGGAGUUCACCCAGGUCCACAUGAGAAUGAUGGCUCAGAGCUUCCAAAACAUCAGUGUCACGGCCACAAACCCCGUUCCCUUCAUCAACGGCCUCCCCUUCGAGCCUCCCCUCUUCUCCCACGUCUCCCACGCCGCCUACGACUGCAACCCAGAAGUGGAAAACUUCAAAGAGACCAUUCAGCAGCUGGAGGGUCGCCUGGUGAGGCAGGAUCACCAGAUCAGAGAACUGAUUGCUAAAAUGGAGACUCAGAACGCUCACGUGGCGGAGCUCAAACGGACCAUCCGCACCCUGGAGGGCAAGAUCACCGAGAUGGAGGCCCAGCAGUGCAACGGCAUCUACAUCUGGAAGAUCGAGAACUUCAGCGGGCUGCAGAAGGCCCAGGAGGAGGAGAGGCCUGUGGUGAUCCACAGCCCCGGCUUCUACACGGGCAAGCCAGGCUACAAGCUGUGCCUCCGCCUGCACAUCCAGCUGCCCAACGCCCAGCGCUGCGCCAACUUCAUCUCCCUCUUCGUCCACACCAUGCAGGGCGAGUACGACAGCCACCUGCCCUGGCCCUUCCAGGGCACCAUCCGCCUCUCCAUCCUCGACCAGUCGGAGGGCCCCGAGAGGCAGAACCACGAGGAGGUCAUGGAAGCCAAGCCGGAGUUACUCGCCUUCCAGAGACCCACCAUCCACCGCAACCCCAAAGGCUUUGGCUACGUGACUUUCAUGCACCUGGAGACCCUGAAACAAAGAACCUUUGUCAAGGAUGACACCCUGCUGGUGCGCUGCGAGGUCCUCACGCGCCUGGACCUCAACAGCCUCCGCAGAGAAGGGUUUCAGGCUCGCAGCACCGAUGGACCCGUGUAG